ACAGGCUCUGCUCAGGUCUAUCCCAAGAAACGCAACUGGUGGAGCAAUAAGUAAUGGCUGAAGAACCAUAUGGGCGAUAACUUGCCUAAGCACAGACACCAAGCAGAGACAUAUCCCUAAGCAGAGACGGCAAUACUUUGAGGACUGUAAUACUUGAAGGAGUGCCACCAUAUUUCAGAACCUGAGAGAAGCAAGGUCACAAGAAAGCAACAACCCUCCAAGUACCCUCUCAGUUGGCAUGCCUGCGUCUCAAGAAGGAAACAAUCUGUUCAGAGCAAUCAUCUGUUCCAUUCCGUGUCUUCUGAAACUGGAUAUGUUCAGUCAGGAGGUUUAAAAGUGGACACAAUGAGUGUGGAGCCAGCAGGGAGUGCUAUGGGUGGUAAACAUCCGAAUUACAAUUUGUAUGGCGAGAUAGUGUCAGUCUGCUGGGCUGAGAAAGAGAAACACAAAUUUAGGACUGCCCAAUUUUGUGAGAGGAGUGUACCCGUAUCUGAAUGGGAAGCAUCUUGGCAGGUCACCAGAAAUGUACUAGGUCUUGACAGUGCAAAGGGCAGAUGGGAGGAGGAAGUCAAUGACUUGGAUGAAGAGGACGAGGAUGUGAAAGAAGAAGAAAAAGAAUGUGGAAUUGAUGAACUAGUAAAAAGGCUCAAGCCCAAAGAUAAAACCAAAACUGUAAAAGAACGUAUCGAUGGUCUGUUUGCAUUUCACUUACCUCAUCAAUGGAAUGAGGCUUGGAAACAACCUAGAACACAGCCAAAGGAAUAUCAUUGGACACAGAAUGACUCUACUGUCACACAAUAUGGGUCAAUGAUCCUCCAACCUCACAUAAGGAAUCAUCUUGCAGACUGGAAGGAAUCAUGGAGAUGUUCAAAGCUCCGACCCAGUUUUGGCAGGCCCUCAAAGACUGAGUGGAAAAACUCAAGUUUAUUGGGUAAUAUGCUGAAAACAAAUCAACAACAUUGGAUGAGAAAGGUAGCUCUUGAGAAAUGUUCGGACCAUAUUGACAGCUAUGGGGUAUUUUGUAUUCCAAGAAUGAGAAUGAGAGCGGAAGUGCUGAACUUCACAAGCUCAAUUGAGAAGUUCAAGUUUUCAUCCCAAUGGAAGCACUCUUGUAAGUAUGCAAAAUCCAAACAAAUUGCUAACAUUAUUGAGAUCGGAGACACCCAAUCUGAGUCAGAUUUGUCGAGGGCAUGGAAACUAAAAAAGGCCUCACAACACCAAGACAACAGUCAUCUGAAUGGAGGCUGGUCCUUUACGGAAAACAUCAAACAAGAUAGAUGGCAAAGAGAACAUGGGAAGUAUGGCCACAAUGGCCCAAAUGGUGUUGGAGACUGGGGAGACUCCUGGGGCACCACUGGGGGGCAGUGUCCUGCCGUUUGUACAACAGGGGCACAUGCCUUAGCCCUGCAGCAGCAGCUCCAAAAAUACCUCUAUGAGGCAGGAUGGGGGGACUCCUGGCAGCUGUCUGGCAGGAAGACCCACCAUGAUGACACUCCGUCUGAGAUACAGAGUCUGAAUUCACUGGAGUUCCCAGCACUUAAAAGGUGCAGGCCUCCACAAACAGAAACAUGGCUCGAGGAGUCCAUGAUAAUCUUGCCCCGGAAAUCCCUCCAUUGUAAGACAGGAAUGGGGCAGUUGAACAGAUCCUCUCACAGUGAAGUCUUUCAUGACACAGUGACUCAAACAAACUGGAUGGAUUCUUGGAAGGUGGCCACACUCCAAGAACACCAUACCAGGUUCAAGUUCAAAAGCAAAGUCCACCUAUUCAAUCCUAUUCUGGAGGAGGAGGAGGUGCCUCCCUGGGCCAGAACCUGGAAGUUUAUAAAUCUUCUCAAACGCCAGGACAAGCUUCUCUGGGAUGUUGGCUGGGAGACCUGCGAUGUGCACGAAUGGUCUCCCUUUCCUAAAUAUGUUCCUCUCCCACCUGUGCCGUCAGAAUGGAGCAUGUCAUGGAAGAUUUGUGGAACAGUGUGUGAAGAGAGUGAUGACAAAGGUCACCACUACUCCUGUCACAGCACAGAUAAAUCAUGUGGCAAAUCGUGCAGAUCUGUUGUAUUUAGCUCAGUCAUUACACAAAAAAUAGAUAAAACAAAAUGCAGACUUUACUCUGAAAUUGAGAAAACCUCGCCUAUUUUUUCUCAAUGGGUAAACUGUAGAAAGUUAGCCAUAACCCAAAAAUGGACAGUGGGAGGGGGGUCUACCACAGCACCUGAAAGCAAAGAGUUGGCUGAGAAGAAAUCACUCAAGUGCAAUGACUCAAAGACACCUGGAGAGGGAGAGGAAGCUUGGUCUGUUUGGGUGAACUCCUGGAAGUCUCGCCUGCCUUCUUAUUCUCCAGAAAAGCCGCCACCUGAGGAAGUCGAGAUGACUGAGAGGGCUGAGGUGACUAUCGCCCUGGACGGCCAGCAGCUGCGUGACCAGUGGGAGACACGUUCCAAUGAGCUGAAGGAGAAGGGGGAUCUUGAGCGCAGUCGAGUAAAGAAAAGUGCCUUGAAUGGGCUGUUUCAAGAAUGGAACUUCCGGCUUGCACAGAGACAGGGAGUCACAGGAGAGAAGAAGGGCAAAGACAUGUCUGACUUCAGGAAGAUUGUGAUCACGCCACCCGAAGUAGAGCAGGAUGAGAAAGCCCUGCAGGCUAAGUUCAAGGUCGCCCGUCCUCCUCCGAGGAAGGUGGCGCCACCACCUCCACCGCCACCAAAGCGUGAGCCUAAACCACCUCCUCCCAAUAGAGAGCGGGCGCCACAGCCAAAGCCAGAGGAGAAGAAACCGGCAGCCAGAACACCCCAACCGGGCAGGGCACCACAACCAGCACCCAGUGCAGCAGGCGCACCUGCAGUCACCAAGAAAGUUGCUUACAAGGAUAAUCUGUCUCAGGCUGGCUGGGAUCAGUCCUGGAAGAUCCUGAAGCCCUUGAUGGACAUGGAGAUGGCCAUGGGCGCAGGGAAGAAGGAGGCAAAAGGAGGCAAAUUCGACGCGCACAAGUAUCGCUGUGUUCAGCGCUCAUUGGAGGAAACAUGGUCGGCGUCAGCAGAAUGGAACAAGUCCAGCCCAUUGCCGAAAAACGAAGUGCAGAAACAUCAUCCAAAGAGUCAGAAACCCAUGAAGUCUGUUCAGCAGCCUGAGAGUUUCAGCGCCAACGACUGGGCAGAAUCAUGGAAGAGCCAAAACCCUGUAUUUCAACAGCAAGAGGAGGCCUGGGGGCAGGAGUGGUCUGGCUAUUGUGUGCACCCCAAGGAUAAAACCAGCAAUGCUGAAUGUAAGGGAGAGAAUCCCCAAGGAUGGGAAGAAUCGUUCAAGUCCUUUAAAUAUGAGCCAAAGAAGGAAGAGGAACACGUUGAAUCGGAGGACUACUGGAAGAAAAAGGAAUUGCGCUUGUACAAAAAGGGCUUGUUUUGUCCUGGUUGGUCCGAGUCAUGGAAAUCACCAGAGAUGAAGAAUGGGCCAUCGAAAGUAACACAAAAUGGGAAUAAUCACAGCGCUAUUGUGGAAGUGUAUUUAAGAGACUGGGCUGAGUCUUGGAAAGCAUGCAGAAACCACAGCUGGAGCAAGGAGUCCUCACUUCAGCGCUACCGCAUUUAUUUCCACAUGAUGUCCAAACGUAUUAUGUUGAACAAUGUAAGGAGCUUCCAGCUGGAAGAGCAGGUGCCAACUGCGGAGUGGACUGAGUCUUGGAAAGUAGCGAAAGGACAAACACAGGCUAAAGACACACAUGAGGUCAGCGCGGCCCAAGAAGUAGACAUUUCCCAGGUUCCUUUGCAGCUCCAGUUUCACAUGUUGAACACCAAGUUCCCUGGCUGGGCUAAGUCCUGGUCCGUGGCCAAACCCCCCAGUGGCGGGGAUGGUGCAGCACAGCCAAGUCCGCAGUGGAAGAACUCCUGGAAGCUCUCCAACCCAAAUCCAUCUGCUGGCGAUGGCACAAAGGCAAGCCAAGACGUUGCAUGUUGGUCAGACGAGCACAAGAAUUACAGAUACAUUCAAUCAGAUGUCGAGGAGUAUGUUACCCCAAGUGAAUGGAGUGAAUGCUGGCAAACCGUGAAGCCCCCACCAAAGGCUGAAGCGAAGCCAGAGCCUACAGAGGGAGAAUCUAUCCUGCAUAGUCACAAUCACGUGCAUAUCGGUCAAUACCCUCUACUGGACUGGACCGACUCCUGGAAGUUCACAAGCAAGCGCACCAAGUCCUACACAGUAUCUCUGUCACGCUGGGGCGACUCCUGGAAGUUCUCAAACCCCAACGAUGAGCACAUGCUCCAGGGGGAGAAGCAAGUGCACAAGCUGAGGGUUAAGGGCCACAGGUACCCAGAAAGUGCUGCAAAGGAGCCAGAGGUUGCAGAGUGGGCUACCUCCUGGAAGCACAUGACACCUGACUCUCCAAAGCCUGACGCUCCUCGGGAGGACAGUGGGGAGUGGGGCGAGUGUUGGAGGCUCUCGAAUCCCCAGCUGUUCCUGAAGAAAGAGGCCUGGAGUGAACAGGAGCACAGCGAGGAGCACCAAGACCUUACUCUGCAGCUGUCGUUCAUGGCGAAGGGAGACAAAAAAGUCUUCAACCCCGAGUUCAGCCAGCCAGAAUGGAAUGAAUCAUGGAGGUUUAUGAAACAGCAGGCAGAGCAUAGAAGAGAAUAAAAUAACACCCUAAGAUGAAUUACCUUUAGGACUAGGUGAUGCUGCACAAUUGUGUUUAUUUAAUGUAUUUUUUCCUUCAUGCUUUUGAAACAGAUGACUGAUGUCCUCAAGGUUUACCAAUGCGACAUAUAAACACUAUUCACUCAAGGAUUUAUUAUUUGAAACCAUAAAUGAAUUCUUGCACAGCAAAAAUCCAACAACAAUAGAUGUGUUUUGUGCUUUUGCAUUUCACCCCAGGCCAUAGCACAAUAAGUCAUUUCAUCAUUUUUUAAAUGAAUCAGCACCAGUGAGAAUAUCAAGCAGGGUGCUAGAAACUGCCUGUUCGCCUUACAAACAUAAACCAAACGUAUGCAAAUACCAUACCAAUGUUUUACUAAUAAAUCAUAUAGCAAAGACUACUUCUUCCCUGUUACCAGAUUGUAUCUAGAACAGUUUAUUUUCACUCAUGUUGGAGCUAAAAUAGUACAGCACAUGCUAAAUAGUCGUGGUUCACAAAUGAUUUACAAAUAGACCUACUGUAUGUAUAUUACAUUUCCAUGAGAAAAUAACUUAUUGAUGACUUGUUGCAGUAGCAGUGAUUUUCCAUUUACGUUAUUUCAUUAUUUUUGUGCAUGUUGGGUGUUUUCUAAAACUACAGUAUGCUCUCUCUGAGAUUUAUUACCUGUGAUUAAGCUCAUUAAAAUGCAAUAUAUACAUA
Messenger RNA from Engraulis encrasicolus (European anchovy), 5317 nucleotides. RefSeq lists its product as uncharacterized. The coding region runs from base 346 to 4620 and encodes 1424 amino acids. The record is from RefSeq and is a predicted model, not a curated record. The transcript has 4 exons. Lineage: Eukaryota; Metazoa; Chordata; Actinopteri; Clupeiformes; Engraulidae.